Molecule: messenger RNA, 1069 nt
Organism: Drosophila novamexicana
Lineage: Eukaryota; Metazoa; Arthropoda; Insecta; Diptera; Drosophilidae
Gene: Osi22
Exons: 2
Coding region: 2-1069 (355 amino acids)
Source: RefSeq, a predicted model, not a curated record
GAUGAGCCGCUUACUGAAUCUCCUAUUGUUUUGUGCGCUGUGCGUCAGCUUUGCCAGUAGCCAGGACACCAGCGAGGCAAACAGCCCCAUUCCAGAGGAGGCUGCCACGGAGGCAGCACGCGGCUUGGCCAGCAGCUAUGAGCCGGAGGAUAAGCAGGCGUUAAAGAAGAACUCGCACAUUUAUAUGGGCAUCUAUAAGAACUACAAGAGCACCUAUCUGGGCAACAAGACGACGAGUGAAUACAGAAAGCGACUGCGGGAACGCGUGAGUGCGGCAAAGCUGGCCAACAAUGAGGCGGAGGCUGCCACAGAGGCAGUCGAGUACCAGGAGCUGGAGCAGCAGCAACAGCAGCAGCUGGAAAUUGAUGAUGCACUCGCGCAGGAGCUGCGCAACGAGGCAAAUGCGGAGGCGCUGCUGGAGGCACAGACCGACACGCCCAUCUAUGAUGACAAUGAGACGGCGGGCGGCAAGAAGAGGCGCAAGCGCAAACGCAAGAACCGCAACAACAGCAACAACAACAACAACAACAGCAACCAGAGGCUGGAAGAGCAGCUGCUCGAAGCAGAGCCCAGUUUGGCAGAGGAUGCCACAUUCGAUAACGUGCAGCACUACCAUGUGGGACCCGGUCUCAAUGUCAGCCUGGACAUGAGCAAUCACAUUGUGCGGGUCAAAAUGGAUGGUGAGAACCUCAGAGAGAUCAUCGGCGCUCGCUGGCUGACCACGGACAACAGCGAGGAGGGUCGUGGCAAGAAGUACGAUAUGAUCACCAAGGUGUUGCCGCUGUUCAUAUUGCCGUUUCUCAUCCAGUCGGCGAUUGUGCCGUUUUUGGUUACCAAGCUGAAGCUGCUGCUGGUCAAGUCCAUAUUGGUGGGCAAACUGGCUAUAUUCUUGCUCAUCCUGUCGGCCAUCAAGAACAGCAACAAAAUGAUGCAAUCGUAUGAGGUGGCGCCCUCGUAUUGGGCCAGCGAGCCAAGCCGAAGGUCCGAACUGGCGGCAGCUGCCUCAUCCGCAGCUGCGGCCUACAAUGGCUACCGGGUGGAGGGCAAACCCACCACCUGGGUCAAUUAG